Molecule: messenger RNA, 1088 nt
Organism: Gryllus bimaculatus (two-spotted cricket)
Lineage: Eukaryota; Metazoa; Arthropoda; Insecta; Orthoptera; Gryllidae
Source: the annotation of a GenBank genome assembly
AUGCACUCCGCCGCGGGUCGCUCGCGCGCCUUCCAGAACGCGCCGGAAGGCUGCCGGCGGGCGGGCGCGGCGCGGCGGGGUGGGGGCGGCGGGAGGGGGCGAGUGUAUUUAAGGCCGGACGUGCUCCCCGGCGGCACAGUUGCCUGCAAGGACACGAGCGAGCGGCGCCUAGCUGAACAACCCCUCGAGCGGAUCCACACUCUUCGCCAAGUUACAGUUUGUUUUCUGUGGUACGUGCAGAUGUCUCUGGUGCCUCUGAUGUUCCGUGACUGGUGGGAUGACUUGGAGCGGCCCAGCCGCCUUCUUGACCAACACUUUGGUCUUGGUCUCCGUCAUCAGGAUCUGCUGAACUAUUGGCCCACCCUGCGCAGUACUGGCUACAUGCGACCAUGGCGUUCACUGGCCCGUCAGGACUCUGGCUCCUCCAAUGUGGUAGUUGACAAGGACAAGUUUCAGGUGAUCUUGGAUGUGCAGCAGUUUGCUCCAAGUGAAAUAUCUGUCAAAAUUGUUGAUGACAAGACUAUUGUUGUCGAAGGAAAGCAUGAGGAGAAACAAGAUGAACAUGGCUACAUUUCCCGACAUUUUGUACGACGUUACCUUCUCCCUCCUUCUGUCAAUGCUGCUGAUGUCAUUUCCAAUCUCUCUUCAGAUGGCGUGCUCACCAUCACAGCACCCAAACAUGAGGCCUUGCCAGCUGGAGAGCGAGUGGUGCCAAUUCAACAGACUGGUGCUCCUGCUGUAAGACCAGCAGCAGACCCAACAAUUCCUGCUACUGCUGUGCAAAGCACCAAUACUGAACAAUCCAAAUGAAGAGAUGGUUCUUUACUUCUCUACUUAUAGAAUCACAUUAAGACUGAUAUCUUCUUUUAAACAUUGAUGCCAUUGAAAAUUGUAUGACUUUUUGUACUUUACUGUUUAACUCAAUGUCUUUACGCUGUAAAUUCCUUUCAUUAUGAAAUACAUUUUUCUUCUACAUAAUUUAUUGAACUUGGUUUAAUUUUUUGAUUUCUUUCAUAUGCACAUUUCAGGGAUCUAUGCAUGAAAUGUCAGAAAAAAUUUGCAACAUUAGUUACAGCAGUAAUUUGAAU